Venturia canescens is the source of this 1342-nucleotide messenger RNA. RefSeq names its product NUBP iron-sulfur cluster assembly factor 2 (gene Nubp2). The record is from RefSeq and is a predicted model, not a curated record. NCBI's taxonomy places the organism in Eukaryota, Metazoa, Arthropoda, Insecta, Hymenoptera, Ichneumonidae. The transcript has 5 exons. Gene Ontology annotation, molecular function: ATP binding; 4 iron, 4 sulfur cluster binding; ATP-dependent FeS chaperone activity. Bases 405 to 1187 code for a protein of 260 amino acids. Gene Ontology annotation, biological process: iron-sulfur cluster assembly. Gene Ontology annotation, cellular component: cytosol.
UAAAGUUGGCCAAAGGACAUGAAUAAAAAAAUCGAGGGGGAAUAUAUAAUCAUCGGUCGACAUAGUUUAGUUCUCGUGAAAGAUAUAUUUUAUCGAAUUGAACCGUGUAUGAUCAUGUAAAACACGUGGUAGUGCAUGAAAGCUGGCGUUUCGUUCGAACUUAUGUGUCAAGUGACCUUUUAUCCCAUAAACAAUAUAAUUCCGGUUGAAGAAAGUCCCACGUCCCACCGAGCGUCUGAAAGACGUUUUUCGCGAAUAGUGAGAAAAGGAUGUAAUUGAGAGUGUUAGUGGGUUAACAUAAUAAAACAUAUUCAUUCGACGAAAAACAUACGCACAUUGAAUCUCUUGUGUACGGUUAUUGAAGAUAGCGCGAAGCACAAGGAUUCACAUCAGUCUCGAUAACGAUGUUGGACGGCGUCAAGCAUAUACUACUCGUACUUUCCGGUAAAGGUGGUGUAGGGAAAUCGACGGUUAGCACCCAACUAGCCCUUGCCUUAAAGGUUUCUGGUUUUAAAGUUGGUAUAUUGGACGUCGAUCUGUGCGGUCCUAGUGUACCCUACUUAUUAAAUUUAGAAGACAAGGAUGUUCACCAAUCUUCUGAUGGAUGGGUACCGGUUUACACGGAUACAGAACAGAGGUUGGCUGUAAUGUCCAUUGGCUUCCUCUUGAAAAAUCGCAACGACGGAGUAGUUUGGAGGGGUCCAAAAAAAACGAGUAUGAUCAAACAAUUUCUUAAUGACGUUGUAUGGGAGGAUCUUGAUUAUUUAAUUAUCGACACUCCACCUGGCACUUCGGAUGAGCACAUAACAGUCAUGGAAAAUUUGCGUGAUACGAGAUGCGACGGAGCCGUUAUAGUGACGACUCCACAAGCGGUUGCAGUGGACGAUGUUCUGAGAGAAGUGACGUUUUGUCGAAAAACAGGCAUUCCCAUAAUUGGCAUAGUCGAAAACAUGAGUGGAUUCGUUUGUCCUACAUGCACGGAAUGUACAAAUAUAUUCUCGUCAGGGGGUGGGAUAGCUCUAUCAGAAAUGGUGAAAGUACCGUUUCUCGCGAAACUUCCGAUUGACCCUGCAAUGGGAAGACUGGCUGACAGAGGCCAAAGUGUCCUCGAAACUUUACCGGACAGUCAGAUUGCACAAGUUUUCAGAAAAUUGGUUGAGGAAUUGACAAAAAGUAAAGAGGCAUGAGGAAAAUGCGUAUACUCGUCAAACAGAAUGUAUUUACUUUUUUAUAAACUAACGUCGGAUUCAUAAUUUUAUGCGGUCUAAAGAAUCAUGAUUUUUCUAUCUAUAAUACAUUGUACAGAAUCAAAAAUAAAUCGUAUUUUCUAUCGAAAUGAAAA